Nomia melanderi (Alkali bee) is the source of this 1057-nucleotide messenger RNA. Its product is annotated as mitochondrial ribosomal protein L16. Gene Ontology annotation, cellular component: ribosome; mitochondrial large ribosomal subunit. Gene Ontology annotation, biological process: mitochondrial translation. Lineage: Eukaryota; Metazoa; Arthropoda; Insecta; Hymenoptera; Halictidae. Gene Ontology annotation, molecular function: structural constituent of ribosome; rRNA binding. The record is from RefSeq and is a predicted model, not a curated record.
UUCGGCUGCUAGUAGAACUAGUUCCAUUUAAUGUUUACUGUUUUAGUGAUAUUUUAGAUGCGAGUAUAAUUUAGAAAUAAGGUUUACAAUAGGUUAUAACGAGAGGAAAGUAGCAAUGUUUAAAAAUUAAUGAUAUUUAUGUAAAUAUCGCAAAGAAUAGCUUGUUCAAAUUCAAGCACGUUUUCUACAACAGUAUUGCAAAUUGGUCAGCAAUUCUAGGUAAUCAGAGCACGUUACAAGUGCAUGUUGAUAUUGUAGUCCAUACAGUGAUUAAGUUUGCAAUUUAAAAGAUGCAAGCAGGCGGUACUACAAUGAGAGCAUUGUUCUCAUCUCGUAUUUGGUUGAAGACUCCAUCAAUUCAAUGUACAGCCGGAGUGAAGUCUUUUACACCUCCAAAAUCAUUUACAGACAUUGAGUAUCCUGAACGGAAGAAGUUGAAAGUUAUGUUGAAAGUACCGCAGUAUCCACCAAGCAUUUCCCCUUUUACAAUGCAAAAGAAAUUAAAAUUAAUGCGUGGUCCUGAACUCUAUCAUAACACACUUUUGCAUAAGCAGUAUGGGAUAAUAGCUACAGCUGGAGGUAGAGUAAAAUACAACCAUAUGGAAGUAAUACGUUACACACUCCUCAGGACAGUCUUUGCACAGAACAAAGACGCAUUUGCGAUCUGGAGAAUUCCAGGUCCUUGGCAACCAAUUUCACAGAGGAGUCUGGGAUCACGGUUGGGAGGUGGCAAGGCUGAUAUAAAAUUCUAUGUAACACCUGUAAAGGCAGGACAAGUUCUUGUGGAAGUAGGAGGUCCAUUCGAAUACUUUGAGGUAAAAAAGGUCCUCGCCGAUAUCGCAAAUAAAAUGCCGUUUGCUGCCAGAGCGGUCAGUCAAGAAAUACUAGAUACAAUAGCGGCGAGAAAAAAGCAGAUCGAAGUGGAGAACCAAAAUCCUUUUACUUGGAAAUAUAUAAUACAAAACAAUAUGCUUGGCUGUCACAGGUGGAUAUCGAAGUACGACAGACGGUGGUUUAAUGAAUACAUGUAAAUAUUAAAAAUUCUUGUAAAUUAUAA